CUUGUUCACGAUAUAGCUGAACUAUUCGCUUAGUUCCGGUCUCUAUCGUAUCGGCCGCUGGGGAAGAUGGUGAGUUUCAUGGCGUUCUGCGUUUUUUCAAUCCAUUGCCAUCCGCCUUUAUAUCAUCAAACUUCAACCCAGAAACACCAGCACCUGGUUGGGCAGGCCCGUCUGUGUAUCGGUGAUACAAUAUGGUUUGGAGAUUCAGCUCAGUGAUCGCGAAAUAUUGCUGAGUUCCUGUACCGGCCUGACCCAUAGUGAAUGCUGGAGCAGGACUAUGGCGGCUUCUUUAUGGAAACGAACACUAUGUACUCUGGAUCCAAAUUAUUUAUAAGCUACCAGGCUGCCUAGUGUAAUUACACAUACUUUUCUUUCUGUUGUGUUUGUACAAAUUUGUUCAGUGGCAUAUUGUCUAUUUUAAAGAUACUUGCUUUGUAUAACCCAAGUAGUUUUGAUUUAUAAAUUCGUGAGGGCUAACCGUGAAUAAAAAAACGAAUAUUUUUGUAUUUUACUGUUCCUUCGCCAAAUAUGCAUUUAUCAGUGAUGCUCAAAAUAAAUGUCUGAACAUAUGAAAUUUUUAUGAUUCACAUUUUUGUACUGAGAUGAAUGCACCAUACUUGGAUGGUGUGUUUUUUUGUUUGGUUUUUGUCUUGAUUUUCCUGACCAUAUAUUUCUUUUGUAGACGAAGGGAACAUCGUCAUUCGGAAAGCGCCGGAACAAGACACACACUCUGUGUCGUCGCUGUGGAUCUAAGGCAUAUCAUCUGCAAAAAUCAACUUGUGGCAAGUGUGGAUACCCAGCAAAGCGCAAGAGAAAGUGUGAGUGUCUAAAUCACGUACUUUAAAACUAUGGAUUUAAUGAAUGUUUAGUGAACUUGUAUUUAGUGAAUGUUUAGUGAACUUGUACUUAUAUUUCUAUUCUAAAAAUACCAUCACUGUCAGGUCAGUCAUAAAUUAAUAAGUUUCAAAAGAGAGCUUAGUAAAAGCAACCAUGGCAAACCACUCCUAAAAUGUUUAGUGUGAACCUGUCACUUAUAUAUGCUGAAUGGCAAAGCCUGGGGGAGAUGGUGUUUGCCAGUAGUUCUGUCCUCGGUUUACCAUCCUACUUGUGUUCCUGGAGUAGCUUUGUGUUUGCACUCCUGUGUGCAAAUUUUAAAUGAGGGUCUGUGAAAUGUGUGUUGUAUUCCACUCUCCGCAUCUUAAAGGAUGAUGGUAAAGACAAAGUUAAUCACUAUUCCAACAGUGUUCUGCAUGACCAAUUUGGGGCUCUUACUUUGUGUAUAUCGUUUGACUGUACUGGAAUUUCAGUGACUUAUGAAACUGAGCAUUGACAGGACCACCUUAAAAUAUCUGUGAAGUAUACAUGCUAUCCACUGUAUGGUAUGAUUUGUAAUUAAUGCUAAUUGUGUUUGACUUAAAUCUCCAAAUUUAGAUAACUGGAGCGCCAAAGCCAAGAGACGCAACACCACUGGUACUGGCCGUAUGAGACAUCUGAAGGUUGUGUACAGGAGGUUCAGGUAAGCUAGCCUGGAAGCAUUAUGAGGGUUUCCAAACUGGGGACAAAUGAUACGCAUGGAAUUUGGCAUGUUUGCUUUUAAGAGGCACACUCUAGGAUCCAUAAACACUACAGUGUAGUGGUUAUGGUGCCAUAACGCUGCAGGCACUGCCCCCUGGUUCUUGGUCAAACAUGCUGUCUGUUACAAAUGCAGAAAUGAAACGGCUGAGAUCACCACUUCUGAUUUAUUCGUUUGAAUCUUUUAAAUGGAUCAUCUGCAAAAAAAAAUGAUUUAAUCUGAAAGAAACAAACCAAGCACCAUAAACGCUACAGUUUAGCAAAGUGUUUAUGAUGCCAGGAAUGCCCUAGCAGUCCCAUCAUUCUGGUGAGUCAAACCAUUUUUGAACAGUGUGACUACCUGGGAUCUGACAAAUGCUGCUGACUUCCUCCCAUAUCUUCUCCUGACAUGUUGUGCUCACAGAUUUCCUUUAACACAUCUGUAUGAUUUUUUUUUUUUUUUCUUCCAAUUACGAUUAUUCAUUUGAAAGGAAAUCUCCAAGCACCUUAAGGACGGCUUACUGGUGCUAUUCCAUCGUAAUUUGCCAAACUGUUUUGAUAUGGUUUGACAACUUACCCUGGUCGCUCAUAGUGUGGAUUUGAUAUAAACUGGUUGUUAGACUAAAUUUAAAAAGGCUCUUUCACUGUGUGGGGCCUUUGCAUUAAAACCCAGGUGUUGACUUUGUUGUGCAGUACAAGGGUUCUUUUUGUAAGUCAUAUGAAAAAUACUAAGCCAAAGUAGUCCCUACUUGCUUUAGUAAAUCUUUACUGAGCUGGAGUUUUAGUGAAAUCCCAACUGUAUAUUUCAAAGAUUUUUUUUUUUCUAAGAAACACACAUUUGAAGGGGACUACAUAUAAAACCUAGAAGGACACUGGACGUGUUUCACAUCUAAAAUCGAUGCUUUGUGAACAGCUAGUUUCGAGAACGGCUUAAAUAAAAGAUAUUAAUUGUGUGCGUAGAUUUGCAGACUCUGUUUGGGUCUUUUUUUCUGAGCUUUGUAUGCUUAUCUUAUUUUGCUGUGAAAAGGUGCUUGAUAAGUGUUUCUCCAAAAGCAUUUUACUUAAAAAAAUAAAUAAAUAAAAAAUCUGUUGGAGGCAUAUAGAUAUUUAUGAAUUUCAUAAUUCAAAUUAUUGAGCAAAAGUUAUGUUGCUAAAUGAAUGGAGCCUGCAUACAGAUUCCAUUCAUGUUGGCGUAUUGCCUAACUCGAUUUUCUCAAUAAAUGCUAUUUCAUUAAUUUGAUAGAAUGUAUUGAUACAUGCCUGGAUCCUGUGUCUCUGCCCUUGAUAGAUAUAAAAAGCAGAAGUAGAAACUUCAGCUAGAAGUUGAUAUCUAUAUCGAUUCUGCCAGUGUCUGAGUGGAAUUAAUUUACAGUCUUUACAAUUGGGGGUAGGUGUAGCUUUCUUUUAAGGGGACUCUAUAGCUCGAAGUGGUGUGGGUGCCACGUCCCUGUUGGUUUAAUGCUGCAACUGAAAGCAUUGCAGUUAUGCAGGAACAGUAAUGUUUAAAUUAUAGGGUUAUGUGUCUAGUGGCUGUUACACUGACAGCCAAUAGAGGUGUUUUUUUUUUUUAGCUGAUAUACUGAAGUUAAAAUCUUUCAAUGCGGUGUUCUUGUUGAGACUAUUUUAAGAGUUUCAGAGAAACUGCUAUGUUUAUAUUAGGGUUAAUCCAGCCUCUAGUGGCUGUCUCAUUGACAGCCGUUAGAGGCGCUUCUCACUGUGAUUUUUACAGUGAGAAGACGCCAGCGUCCAUAGGAAAGCAUUGAUAAUGCUUUCCUAUGGACUGGCUGAAUGCGCGCGCAGCUCUUGUCGCGCAUUCAGCCGGUGCCGGAAGAAGAGGGAGGAGAGCUCCCCGCCCGGCGCUGGAGAAAGAGGUAAGUUUAACACCUUCCUCUCCAUCCAGCCCUGAGGGUGCGGGCACCCUCAGGGCACUAUAGUGCCAGGAAAACAAGUGUGUUUUCCAGGCACUAUAGUGGUCCUUUAACACAAUCUAUGGUAUAAAUGAACCUUUGGUAACCUGGCCUUUUAACUCAUGAGGUGUCGUUAACUGUUAGGAUUCUGAAGCUUAUCUAUGAUGUUCUAUAAAUAAAUGUCUGAACAUAUGACAACUAAUGAUUUCGUUUUUCUAACUGAGAUAAGCUAAACUUACUGUUUGGAUGCAGAUUUUAUAUAUUCUUUUCCACAGUUUAUAAAAUAUUAAUUCUUUCUUUUUUUGUUUUUUCCACACACAGAAAUGGAUUCCGUGAAGGAACAACACCGAAACCCAAAAGAGCUGCAGUUGCAGCCUCCAGCUCCUCUUAAGAUCAGAUAUUUGUUCAAAUAAAAUAAAGUAAUCAAAAAGAUAUUUUUCUCUUUGUAUGUUUUUUCUUUACUUUUUACUUCUGAAUUAAAACUUACUCUGUUUAUCAACAUGGUCAGCGGUGUGAUCCAAAAUAGUACUCAUAUAGUAACUGUCCAUUAAAGCAGCACCCCCUGAAAAUUUUGUAUUUAACCCCUUAAUGCCAUUAGGGUGUAUUAUGCCGUUGUGCAUUUAGUGAGCCUAACGAUCGUGCGCUUUCCUGGUGCCUCAGGUGACAGGUAGUUCCAGGCUUCCAUUUCAGCCCUCCAGGGCCAUGUGAUCGCAACAGACGUUGCAAACAUAUGACCGCAAAGUAGUCUGGGACUGCCUGAACGUUCUUGCAGUCCCAUUAAUGCCAGAAAAUCAAAAUGUGAAAAUCGCACAUUAAAAAAAUAUAAUAAAUUCAUCUGAUUAGCAUAUUAUACAUGUAUAACACAAAUAUAAUGUGUGUAUAUAUUUUUGUGUGUGUGUGUGUGUAUAUGUGUGUAUGUAUGUCUAUUUUGGUAUUCAUCUAUAUAAAUACCGAAAUACACUUGGAGUCAAAUUAUAUAUGUAUAAUAUAUUAAUCAGAUGACUUAAUAAUUGUGUAAUAUAAAAUAUAUAAUUUAUUAAAUGUAUAUAUCAAGAUACAUAUAUAGUAUCUUGAUAUAUGUAUAUAUAAUCUCUCAGUGUACACUUAGAAUUUUUUUAUUUUUUUUUACAGAAGUAAUUUUAUUAUUAAAGGGAGCUGCCUGGUAACCCAGGCAAAAAUCCAGCAAAUUAAAUUUACAAGCCCUGUAUUUAACCCUGUAACUUUCCAAAACCCCAUAAAAUCUGUACAUAUGGAGUACUGUUGUACUCGUAAAAUUUUGUUGCACACAAAUGAGUGUUUUAGAGCACUAAAACAUGUCAGUAAAAGCAGUUUUUGUGUGAAAAAUGCAAAAAAAACACGAAUAUGGCAGCUAACUUGCCAGGGUUUGUGUCCAAGUGGCUACUACAAAACUUACCCCAUUCUAAAUACUCUGGAUUGUCUAAUUUUAUGAAUUAUAUGCCAUGAUGGGGGUAAUUCUAAUUUCUGGGCUGCCGUACGGUCUCAAAGGCAGCAUAGGCACAGCAAACCAAUCUGACAAAUUUCAAUGUGUAGAAAUAAAGGGAAAAGCCUUUUAUUUGACCCUGUAACUUUCCAAUACCCCAUAAAACCUGUACAUGAGAUUUACUGUUCUUGUAAGACCUUGCUGAUUACAAAUAUGUGCAUUUUAUUGCAGCAAAAACUAAGACAUUCAGUUAAAAUAUCAUGCAGAACUUGAAAAUUAAAAUGUCUUAAUUUCUCAAGUUCUUUACAAAAAAAUUCAUAUUAAAUAGUUUCUAAUCUAAAUAUUUGAUUUAAAAUAACCUGUUUUCUCCUGAGCAAAAUGAUAUAUAAGAAGUGUGGGUGCACUUAAUAUGAAUGAUGUAAAUUAUAGUUGAACAAACAUACAGCGCAAAUUCCAGGUUUUGUUUACAUCAGAACGUGUACAAUUGACUCUGUCCUUAAGAGGUUAAUAAAGAUUAUUUCAUCUGCAUAGAAUAUUCAUAUUGAUUCUGUUGGAAUUUCACCAAUCGAGAUUAUACUUUUUCCUCCGCUUGACACUGGUGGAGCUACUGCUGUCAAGUGUGAAUUCCCCCAGCCACUUUAAAGCUUGCUUUGUGGUUAUCUUGCAAUGUGUCAUAACCACUUUUGAAAAAUUAUUUGAGCUACAGUAUGUUUGUUUCUUACCAAUAUAGUAUAUUUUCAAGGUUGUGCAAAUCUGAAUUACUCCUUGCGCUUUGGUUUUGUGGAGUACCAACAUAACUGCUCUCAAACUUUUAGAAUAUGUAUAUAUAAUGUGAAGUUAAAUGACAUGAGGUGGACAGCCAUACUCAAAUAAACUUAGACUCUCCAAACGUCCACCUGAAAAUUAAGAAGAGCUAUGUUUUUCUAUGAACACUUGCAAUUACAUAGCACCAACAUUUUCACAAUUUGGGGGCUUUACUUGUUAAAGGUAACUGAUAAGUGGAGUAACACUGGUAGGUGAUUGUAUAACUUACUGUUACGAUUAAAACACCAUUACACUGCACUUAAGUGGUUAAUGGUGCCAGGAGUGCUGUCAUUCCCCCUUUUGUAAAAACAUUUCCUGGCUAAUCAUGGCAGCAUCACUUAUGGGUAGCUCCUCCCUUAGCAGUCAGAGGUCAGGAAUUAAUUAGACUGGGUAUAAAGAGUCCCUCCUCCCCUUACACCUCAGUCUUUUUUUCCUGUCCUUGGCAAGUUCUACAGGACUUUUUACAUUUUAUUUUAUUGCCACCUUCCUGCUUUUGUCGUGGGUUCGUUCCAAAUGAAGUUCAGCCUCUCUAUUUGAAGGACCCAGUAAACAGCCUGCAUGAGCAGGACUUAACUGGGUCAGGUUCAGUGUAAGUACUGAACUGCUGCAUGGGAAUUGCAGUUCUGAGGGAGACACGGCUACAGGUAAUCUGAGAAUAUGGGGUUGUCUUCCAUAAAAAUUCCCCUUGUUUGUCUUGCCCCUAGCAACUGGGGUUUAAUAAUUCCUUCCCCUAGUGUUGGUGGCAGUGUUUGGGAUCCAUACUAUGGGGGUCCUCCUGUGGGGGAUCCUGUUAACUUACUUGUGUUCUAAGUGAUCUUUCCUGGGGUGGAGUCCCUCUCUGCUGCGGCAGGGGUGCCCUCUGUGGUUGUCUGCAGGUUCCUGGUGAGGCCAGCGUGGCUGGAAGGCAGUGUGCGUUCCAGCAGGCGGAAGUGACGUCGCAGCCAGGCCGGCAAAACCGGAAGUGGUCUUUUUCGGCCCCGUGCGUUCCGGCGGUCUGCGCAUGCGCUGAGCAGCAGGUUUUCCUGGCGCUAUUUAAACUUGGGGAUCUUGGUUCUCUGCUUGCUCGCUGAGUCACCUGUUGAGAGAAGUUGUUCCUGUGUGCUCAGAUUCUGCUUCUGUGCUAGGCUGCCUGGAGUGGUUUGGUCUUUACCAGGUAGGAUUCCUUGUUUUCUGAUUGUGUUCUUUGUUGGGCAUUUGCUGGUCAGUUUGCUGCUCUUUUUUUUCUGAGGAAGUCAUCUAUGAAGGGACUUGUGUUUUACUUAUUCUUUAAAUUUCUUGUCCUGGAACAGAAAGUGGUGGAAGAAGUUCCAAGACAGGAAAGGUUCCUGGGGGUUUACUACACAGUGUUCUUGGCCCCAAAACCCCAGGGAAAAUGGUGUCUCAUCUUGAACUUGAAGGGUGUGAACUCCAUGCUCGAUGUAAGAACAUUCAAAAUGGAAUUUUUACAGACCAUCUUGAAGAGCGUCAAAAUAGGAGACUUGAUGACCUCCAUAGACUUGAGGGACGCCUACUAACAAAUCCCUAUAAACCAAGAUCAUAUGCAGUUUCUCGGGUUCUGGGCGCUAGGAAGGCACUUGCAGUUCCGGGGACCGUCUGGCCUCAGCUUGGCGCCAAGAACGUUCUCGAAAGUUCUUGUUACUUUGAUAGCCUUCAUAAGGCAGCAAGGUAUCGAGAUCUUCCAUUACUUGGACGACAUCCUUAUCAUAGGUCCAUCUCAAAGGAUAGUAGCUCAUCACACGUUGGUGGCAAUGAACAUUCUUCAAGACCACGGUUGGCUUCUGAACAUGGAAAAAAGCUCCCUGAUUCCUUCUCAGACGAUCGUAUUCCUCGGAGCAGUGAUAAACACUGUAUCUGCCCAUGUGUUCCUGUCUCCGGAAAGGGUCACACAAAUCAGAGACAAAGUAGGGAAGCUACAAGGGCUUGAGACUGCCUCUGCAAGAGAAGUCAUGAGUCUCCUGGGUUCUUUGACAUCAACUAUAGGGUUGGUAAAAUGGGCCCAGUGGAACUUUUGUCCGAUCCAGAAUUGCUUCCUUCUCCAGUUAGACAGAGUGGGAACAGAUUGGGAGCAAAGGAUCUCUCUACCCCUGCCGUGAGGAAAGUGUUUAACUGGUGGAAGAACAAGAAGAAUUCCCAUUGGAGGAACCUCCUUGGACGGUUAUUACAACAGAUACCAUUUCUUUUGGAUGGGGUGCCCACUUCAAUUCCACAUGGACUCAAAGGAAGUGGACCCGAGAAGAGUCAGCUACACUCAAAUCUAAGAGAACUGAGAGCUGUUUCCAAGGCCAUCUUGGUGUUCUUACCAAGGAUCUUAAAUUCUUGGGUACUGAUCAAAACAGAUAACCGAGCGGUUGCUUCAUAUGUGAACAACCAAGGUGGCACAAGAAGCAGAUUGCUCUUGAAGGAACUAGCUCCCUUGAUGACAAUCUCCAUGACCAAUCUCCAAGGUCUGAAGGCGAUCUAUCUUCCAGGUUUGGAGAACGUGACUGCAGACUUCCUCAGCAGAAGGAGAAUGGAAACUUCACCCGGCAGUCUUUGCAUGGAUUUCCCAUCGGUGGGGCAUGCCCCACAUCGACCUGAUGGCGUCCUCCCAGAAUCAUCAGGUGGAGAAUUGCUUCUCCCUCCACCCGGACCGUCAGGCAAUGGGCCAGGAUGCUCUCUCUCUUCCUUGGUCAUUCGAUCUGGGGUAUGCGUUCCCUCCCUUACCCAUGAUACCCAGGUUCCUGCAGAAGGUUUGGUCGGAAGGAAAGAAGGUUAUUGCCAUAAUUCCGAUUUGGCCUCGGAGGCCGUGGUUCCCCCUAUUGUCUAUGAUGAGCCAAGAACAGCCUUGGCCUCUUCCUGUUAUGGAGGAUCUGCUAACGCAGGGCCCAAUAUUCCAUCCUCAUCCGGAACGCCUCAAAUUGGGGGUAUGGGUCUUGAAAAAGAAAGACUUCAACUACUAGGUCUCUCAGAAGCAGUGGUCAAUACCCUUUUGCAAUCGAGAAAAGCUUCUACUUUCUCAUGCUACCAUAGGAUCUGGGAUGUGUUCCGGGAUUGGGCUUCGGCCAAAAAUGUUGAUUUCCUGCAUUCUCACAAUACUGAAAUCUUGGAGUUCCUGCAAGAGGGUCUGGAUAAGGGCCUUAGCCUCAGCACUCUUCGGCGCGUUCAGCUUUGUGCAACAUCUCAUGGACUUCGGAUCCUUUGAUCUCCAGGUUCUUCAAGGCAGCUUUCAGGUUGAGACCUCCUUCCAGAUCUACUACCCCUCCUUGGGACCUUCCUCUGGUGCUCAAUUACCCAACUGAGGAUCUGUUCCUCUGGAGAGUUUGGAUGCAACCCUCCUUACGUAUAAAACUUUGUUUUCGGUGGCAAUUACUUCUACAAGAAGAAUUUCGGAGAUUAAAGCAUUUUCUACCUUAUCUUCUUGUCUACAAUUCUAUCAGGAUAGGGUGUCUGAAACCGAAAUCUGAGUUUCUUCUUAAGGUAAUCUCUCAGUUUCAUCUCUCUCAAGAAGUGGUCCUUCCAUCGUUCUACCCCAAUCCUUCUUCGCCAGAGGAGGUUAGAUGGCAAUGUUUGGAUGUCAUGAACUGCCUGUCUAUGUACCUUAAGUGGUCUGAGUCAUACCGAAAAACUGACCAACUCUACGUUUUACUGUCAGGAGAGGUGAGGCGGCUUCUUUCUCUACAUUAAAACGUUGAAUUUCACUGGUAAUCAGGAGAGCAUAUAUCUCUAAAGGUCGAUCCCCUCCAAUGCAGAUAAGAACUCAUUCUAUUAGAGCAUUGUCGACUUCAUGGGCUAAUUGGGCAGAGGUUCCAUACGAUGAUAUUUGCAGGGCACCCACUUGGUCUUCCCCUAUGACAUUCUUGAAACACUACAAACUGGAUGUCCACCUCCUUUGGGAAGAGUGUCAUGUCUACGGUUUCUUUAUCCCAUUUAGAUUAAAUUUCUUUGCAGCAUAAGAGUCUGUUCAAUGUCUUUUCUCGGUUUAUUAUUCCCACCCUAUAAUUUUGUGAGCUUGGGUAUUACCCAUAAGUGAUGCUGCCAUGAUUAGCCAGGAAUAGAGAGAAUUUAUAACAAACUUACCGUAAUUUUCUUUUCCUCGCUAUUUCUCAUGGCAGCAUCAGGGUUCCCGCAUAUUCUUUUAUUUUUCAGCUUUAUAAUUGGACUGAGGUGUAAGGGGAGGAGGGACUCUUUAUACCCAUCAGUCUAAUCUAAUUAAUUCCUGUCCUGUGACUGCAAAGGGAGGAGCUACCCAUAAGUGAUGCUGCCAUGAGAAAUAGCCAGGAAAAGAAAAUUACGGUAAGUUUGUUAUACAUUUUCUCUAUUUUACUUCCAACCUGGGUGAUGCUUCCUGCCUCUGCUACCAUAGGCAUAAUUAGAAGCUCCUACAUUGAAGCUUCUGUUAGCUUUCCUGAAUUAAGUCCUGUAUGGAAAUAUCAGAUGCAUUUAUGGGGAAGAAAAGUUCCUUUCAUGGUUAGGUAAAAUUAGUGGUAUGUGCUCCCUAAAUUACACACAUUAAUUUGUACUUUAACUACAGGAAUCACGCAUUUAUUAAGGACAUCCAAAGAAGUACAUUAGUUUGGCUUUGGUGCAGGCUGAGUUGAAGUUCUUACAUUAUUAUAUAUUACAUGUAUACAAUCUCCCUGUCCCUUUUUAUUUCUCAAGUGUAAUUGCUUACACAUUACACACAGAAGCAAUUGCUGACACAUGAUGUAUGUACAUUUUGAGCUUGUGUAUGAGCAAAAAAACAGAUCAAAACCAUUCCACCUAGCCAUACUUUAUGUGACACCAGUAGGACAUAACUUACAAAGUAACUGAAACUUCAAAACACAGCUCACUAUUUAUCUUCUUGUUUUGAAGCCACCACACAAAAUCCAUACCUCCUCCUUAAUGGUUUUUCUAUCACUGUUAUUUACUAAAGAGAAAAUACAAAGUGAAUUCUAAGAGGAUUUCAAAUUUAAGGCUAGAGGAGAGGAAACAGUUAAUUUACAGAAUUUGUAUUACCUCCAGGUACAAUAGGGAUGUCACCAUUUCUUGCAGCAGAAAAGGCAGGCAGAACUGUAUUAAAAAAAAAACCAACAACAACAAUUUUAAGACGGUUAAGCCCCUCUGUAUCCUCCUUCAAUACUAUAAAAGCCCCAAAACACAGGAAUGUCCCCGUUGUCUGCCUUCCUUUGGCAUUGUGAGUGAGGUUUGUUUGUUUUUUUUCUUUGGCUUUACAGGCGAGGUGGCUGUAGUUGGGGAAGGCUCCACUUGUCCCUGAGAGCAGCUCAGCAUAUGGGCCUACUUCUGCCCAGUCUGUGGAGUGUGUGAACGCUGUGAUGUAUUCUACCUGGCAUUUACGGCGUGCUACAGAGCAAAUUUGUGUGCUCUCACCAUGCACUUAGCACACCCAGAAGCCUAACAAAGUUAGACUAUUCCCCCCCACCCCCCCUCAUUUGUCCUAAUCCUCAAAGCCAGAGAAGCCUGUGGAGAAAGGGUAAUGUUUUUCCAAGUCCAAACAUCUUGUCUGUGCAUGCUACAAUCAACCCAUACCAGAUAUAAAUACCAGGUUAUAAAACAUUUUAAUCUCUGUUGUAUAGAGGCCGCAGAAGUCUCCUCUUUCCUGACUUGGUUCCAAUACAGUCAGUCUCCAACAAACCACCUGUGAUAUUAGAGAAGCAGUUAUUCAAGCAACCUAGUCUUCUGGGAUGUAAGACCCCCAGAGAAAAUUAAAAAGCGUAAGCAGGAAGAAUUUUCAGACCCCAGUUCCGAGUCUUCCACAUGCUUCAUCUGAUAAGGAUAUUGCCUUUCUCGAUGUAUACUUACAUAAACUUAUUAAAGACGUUUCUGUCUAUGGGAGAUAAUGCAGAUCUAAGCAAACACAGAGAUGAAAUACUUUUUUGUUUCACCCUAAGCUUAAAGAUCUCAUGUUUAGAGAAUGAAGAUUUCCAUCCAAGAAGGCAUUUAUUACCAAACACUUAAUAACCAUAUUUUCUAUUAAAGAAGAAAACCGUAAAAAAAGAGCUCCUAAAGGUUGAUGUUCCCAUUGCACCUACUGGAGAAUCAAGUGGGUUGCAAGAUGCCAUGGACAAAAAAAGCAGAAACUACAUUGAGGAAAACCUUUAUAAUGCAGCACAUAGUAAAACCCUAAUUACAAGAUCUUCUGUUGAACUUAGGAACAACUUUCUUGGUUUGAUUCUCUGGAAAAGGUAUAUCCGUGUAAAUAUAAAUAAGAUCCUGUCAAGAUUCUUCAAAAUAUCGAAAUGGCAUCUGAUUUCCUGGCAGAUUCCACUUCAAAAACCUUCAAACCUUUGGCCAAAUAUAUGGGAUAUUCUACAUUGGCAAGAAGGGCUGUCUGGCAGAGAGGCUGGUUAGCAGACUCGGCUUCCAAACACUCCUAAUGUGACAUGCUAUUCAAACAACGUAGGCUGUUUGGCUCUCAGUUGGAUGAUCUCUUUCACGCAGGUAUCAAAGACAUAUAUUGAUAACCGUGGCAAUUAAUUACACAUUAAUUUCUAUAUUGGUAAGAUAAACACAAACAUACUGCAGCACAAGUACAAAGGCAAGUUUAUGGUAAGACAAAAAAAGUUUAUAAUAAACUACACAGCAUGGGUAACAAGAUAGUGGCAGAUACAGGACAUCACUGAUAUGAUAUUUUUACUGGGUGGUCUUCCUCCACUAAAGGAGUCUUAAACAUAGCACUGCACCCACUAAUUGUUGUGAUAUGUCUUUUCUUUCUUCUUACCUGUUUUAACCUAUGGAUGUAUUGCAAAAUGAGACGCGGAUUUAAUAACACAUUAUCCUGUAACCCACAGAUAUCUGGACAAGUCUUCUUUGAUGGCUCCUUUGGUGUAAGAUGGCAAGGGAACCGAGGUGAAGAUCUAAUUAAAGUCCC
This is a messenger RNA of Pelobates cultripes (western spadefoot toad), 12553 nucleotides long. Lineage: Eukaryota; Metazoa; Chordata; Amphibia; Anura; Pelobatidae. The record is from the annotation of a GenBank genome assembly.